AUGCAAGAAAUUCCUAUCAAAGAUGUCACAUACGAAGAUUUCGCCACGUUUUUGAGUCUGGUUCAGGAUAAGCCGAUCAAAUUGAAUGACGACCGAAAAAAUCUCGAAAACCUUCUACAACUCUCCGAUCGAUUCUUGAUGCCAGCUGUUAAGAGGCACGUGGAACCUUUCAUCGCUUUAACGAACAUCAGUAAAGAGGAGAAAAUGAGAUUGGCCGACAAAUACGAUCUCGAACUAACAAUGUCUACUAUGAGUAUCUACGAAUCAACAUUUGCUCAAUCGGACAAAACUGAUGCAAUUCUAAUCGUUGGUUACGUUGAUUGCACUCCAAAGCAAAAACAACCCCGCCUCAACGAUAGCUCGUCAGCGGCUCCCGUCAAAAAGAUGUAUGUCAAUAAAGCGCUUCUCUCCUGUCAUUCCGACUACUUCGACGCUCUUUUUAACUCGAAUUUCAUUCAAAAAUCGAUGCAGGAAAUCGAUAUUGAAGACGUCAAAUUUGAAGAUUUCGCUACAUUGUUGAAACAUAACGUCGAGAAACUUCUGGAACUCGCCGAUCGAUUCAUGUUACCCGCCGCGAAACGUCACUUGGAACUGUUCAUGCUUUCUACUGAAAUCGCGGCGAUCAGGAAAUUAAAAAUGGCUGCGAGACACGAUUUGGACACUCUUCUGAUCCAUUCACUGAAAUUGUUCAAAACGAAAGAGGAAUUCAAUCCAAUGAACCAGUUCUCCGAAUUCUCUGAUAAAAUUAAAGCGAGAAUUUUGGACCGUCAGAUUGAGUUGAGUAAUGUCACCGUGAUGUUUGCACCACAUCGAAGAUAUGUACAAUUAAAAAAUUGA
Molecule: messenger RNA, 837 nt
Organism: Caenorhabditis remanei
Lineage: Eukaryota; Metazoa; Nematoda; Chromadorea; Rhabditida; Rhabditidae
Exons: 6
Coding region: 1-837 (278 amino acids)
Molecular function (GO): protein binding
Source: RefSeq, a predicted model, not a curated record